Messenger RNA from Hemibagrus wyckioides, 1794 nucleotides. It is a transcript of the gene ndufv3, whose product is annotated as NADH:ubiquinone oxidoreductase subunit V3. Gene Ontology annotation, biological process: mitochondrial ATP synthesis coupled electron transport. Bases 71 to 1636 code for a protein of 521 amino acids. NCBI's taxonomy places the organism in Eukaryota, Metazoa, Chordata, Actinopteri, Siluriformes, Bagridae. The transcript is spliced from 4 exons. The record is from RefSeq and is a predicted model, not a curated record. Gene Ontology annotation, cellular component: mitochondrion.
CUUUUCAAUUCCCGGAACGCUUCAAUUAAAGUCGCUUUUCUGCACGUACAAUAAUAUAAGGAGCACAAAGAUGGCGACCUCCCUGCUAAGGCUAGGACGACUCGGAACGUUGAAGUGCCUCCGACAGGAUGGCUGGGGCUCAGUGAGAACUCCACUCUCUGCAGCUUUCUGCACUAAAACUGAGGCACCCAAGAAACCAACAAAGAAAGCUUCAACCUUAGAGGCUCCUGACGAGAGGGCUGCUCUGCUAGCCUACAAGACCACUGUUGCCUUCCCUACUAGAGUUUCCACUCCAGGAUCUCUCAGUCAAGGUGUUGCAAUAGGCGAAUAUGAACAAAGCGGGGAUCCCGUGCCAGGUGAAAGCACAGUGGCUACAGUUGCCUCAACACCUCAGGUUUCAUGUGAAGCUUUGAGUGAAAAAACUAUCACUACUGUCGAUGCCAAACAAGCUGAACCGGUAACUGAUGCUUCUGUCAAAGCCGAAACGGAAAGCUGCGGCGUUGGUGCAGCAGCAGAAACUCCUCCAGUUGCAGAGACAUCUAGGAACAAAGAUGCAACAAGUCCAACUAGUGCUGAUGAGGCACCAAAAGAUGAUGAUGAUACAUCUUCUUCGUCAUCUUCCAGCGAUUCUGAUUCUGACUCCGAUUCUGAUGAUGAAAAACCAAAGACUGAAAUGACCAAACCAGAGGUCCAGACUGAAGAUAAAGCCGGACAAGAAGAAAUGCCAUCAGCUACGAUGGAGGAGCCCACUUCAGGUGUGAAGACCGGAGAUGUUCCUAAACAUGUACAACCUUCUGUUCCUGAAGAUUCACCUAAAGGUUCACCUGUAGGAGAAACUGAGGGUUCACCUGUAGGAGAAACUGAGGGUUCACCUGUAGGAGAAACUGAGGGUUCACCUGUAGGAGAAACUGAGGGUUCACCUGUAGGAGAAACUGAGGGUUCACCUGUAAGAGCUACUGAGGGUUCACCUGUAAGAGCUACUGAGGGUUCACCUGUAAGAGCUACUGAGGGUUCACCUGUAAGAGCUACUGAGGGUUCACCUGUAAGAGCACCAGAAGUCAGGGAAGAGGUGACUGAACCUACAUCUAAUAAAGUACCUGCUUCGAGCACAGCAGCAGCCUCAUCAGAAGAGAUAGUUGACCCUGCUCCUGUUUUAUGCACAGCUGAAAGCGUUAAAACUCAAGCGGAAAUUAUACCGGAAAAAAAAGCAGGUGUUGAGGUGAAGUCUUCAAAAGUAUCUGAUGGCAUCCCUGAACCUGUCACCGAUUCAGCCCCUAGCGUAGCUGCUAAACCCACACCAGAAAUCGUCCUUGAGUCUGCUACCAAAGUGGCAUCAGAACCAAAAGUCGAAAUCAAACCUGCACCAGAGACGACAGAAGCUGUAGCUGCAGCUGAAGAGUUAGUGGACACCGCUCCUGUAAUUACUGACGCAGAAGAAGUCCGAGCCGAACCUGAAGCAGCGACUGCACCAGAGGAAGCGGCCCCGGCCCCCGAACCGGAGCCAUUCGACAACACCACAUACAAGAACCUGCAACAUCACAAUUACAACAUUUACACAUUCGUGGACAUGGAUGUGGAGAUGGCCAAGCAACGUCUGCCCCAGCCCUCAACGGGAAGACCCUCACCUAGGCACUGAUCUCUCCCUCAGGGGGCCUGUGAUCUCCUUCCUGUUCUCCAUAGUGAUUAACAUCCUACUGCUUUUCCUUUGCUCUGAUUUGUCUUUCAGAAGGCUAGCCACAUUGCAACUUGGUGGUGAAAUGCUUGUAAUUCCAUUAAAGUAUAUAAAUUAAUGAA